AUGCCGGGCUUCGCAGAGUCCUUUUGGUCUAGCGACUACGCUGCAGGACUGGGCGUCCUGUUCAGCAAGCUUCAGCAGGGAGUGCACGAGAACCGUCAAAUCCUUACCGUCGCCCGAUUGCGCGCCGAGGCCGAAGAGAUCUACAGCCAGCGAUUGGGAGACAUCGCGCCAGCUGCCGACAAAGUACAAGGCGGAUUCUCGAGAGAUGACGGUGCCAGCGUUCGCAAGGCCUACGAUGGCGUUCGGACCGAGAUGGAAGAGGGUGCCAAAAACCACAAGAAGAUCGCCCAGAACAUUCGAGACCUCGUCGUCAACCCCUUCUCCCGCUGGUGCGAUGCCCACGAAUCCCGCAUUCAAGACUCCCAGGAUGAGCUGCAAGCUCGCAUCAAGGCGCACGACAGGCAAGCAGAGCUCGUCAAGAAGCUGAGGAGCACCUACUUCAACAAGUGCCGCUUGGUUGAGGAUAUCGAGGAGGAGACCAAGCUGGCAUUCCAGGACCCCGAAACCAGCCCAAAGAACAACAUCCCCGAGAUCAAGGUCUCUGAGAACAAGGAGCCCGAGAAGGUGGAGGAGAAGCACGAGGUCGACGAUGAGGAGGAGAUGGUCGAGAUUGGCGACGAGUUCUACAACGCCGACCAAGUCAAGAAGAUGUUGGAGCACAUGCUGAACACCAUCAAGCUCGGCGAGACCAAAGUGCCCAUCCUUGGCGUGUACCAAAACACUUCGUCUGGUGCAGACAUUGUGGAGUACUUGCAGAAGCACUUGAACACCAGCAGCGUCAGCUACGCCGAGAGGAUUGGACAGGACCUCAUCACAGCCGGAUUCUUGAGGCUCAUUGGUAACGUCGGAAGCACUUUCGCAAACAGCUCCAAGAUGUUCUAUCAGUGGCGCCCCAAGGCUUUCAAGGCUGCUGGUGUCCCCGAGAAGAAGUUGCCCCUUGGACGUACCUUUUCUCUUCCCGCUUCCGAGUCUUCGGACUCGCCCGUUGUCGGAACCGUCAGCGAGUACCUUGCCAACUGGAACGUCCUCAACAAUGCCCAUCCCAACGAGACCCCCGCCGAGCGAUUGCGCCGUGAGGCCAGAGAAGCCGACGACAAGUACAAGGGUGGUGUGCGCAAGUUGGACGAGAUGCGCUGCGACCUUGAGGAGACCAUCUUCCUCCACCUCCGCUUCUUGGAGCGCUGCGAGCUGGACCGCCUUAAGGCCAUCAAGACUGUCAUUCUGGAUUUCUCCGGCACCAUCAGCAACGUCAUUCCCAGCCUUCAAUCGGCUGUAGACAACAUGAUGCUUUUCCAGGAGACAGUGCAGCCCAGCGGCGAUUUGAGGUAUCUGCUCGAGAACUACCGCACUGGUAGCUUCAUCCCCAAGGUGGUCGUCUACGAAAACUACUACAACAAGGUGGACGAGCAAACCUUCGGUGUGGAUCUUGAGGCGAGAGCACGCGCGGAUAAGAAGCGUGUGCCUGUCAUCAUUACUACCAUCCUGACCUACCUUGACAACCACUAUCCUGAUCUGGAGGGCGAUGAGGCUCGACGUGGAGUUUGGCUGGUAGAUGUGCCUCUAAACCAGAUUCACAAGCUGCGUGCCAAGAUCAACGACGGCAAGCCCAUCCCAGCCGACGUUUUCGACGAAUUCGACAUCCCAACUGUCGCAAGCCUGCUCAAGCUCUACCUCCUCGAACUGCCUGAUUCUCUGGUCUCCUCUCACGUGUACGAAAUCAUCCGGACGAUUUACCAGACUCAGACGCAGGAUAAUGAUGCUGCUCGCGUGCCUGUUCUCCAACAGACCUUGUCGCAGCUGAGACUAACUAAUAUCGCAACGCUUGACGCCUGCAUGAACCACUUUACCCGCCUAAUCGAUCUUACCUCGGCCGAUGAGGCUUACAUCUCCACCCUUGCCACUGCCCUAGCACCCUGCAUCCUCCGUCCUCGCACCGAAACUUCCCUCACAAUGGAGGAGAAGCACGCGUACCGUCUCAUCCGGGAUCUCUUUGCUCACAAGGACGCCAUCUUCAGCGAGCUCAAGCGCAUGUCUACUCUGAACCACAGUGGAUCGGUCAACAACCGUCCCCGUGCCAUCAGCACCGACGAAAGCAACCGGAGAGCAAACAUGGAAGAGCGGAAUAGAGCUCUGCUCGAGAAGGCUGCCGGUAGCCGCGGCCGCGCGACCAGCCCCGCCCCGAGCCCGCGUGGUCACAGACGUGACCGUAGCGUAGGCGGCCCCGAGACCCGCUUCCCGAUCCAGACGAGUCCUCCCGCAAGUGCCGUUGACCGCCACCGCUCCAGUCUUGGCAGCGUGAUUGGCGCCAAGCGUUCGAGUCUGGAGGUUCCUGGCAGCGAUAACAGCUCGCCUGCCGAGCCGGCCAACGGCACGGCGAACCCGGCGCCGGCUGCUGAGGGUGUUGCCGCGAGAAUCCAGGCCCUCGAGUCGCCGGUAGAGAAGCGCAACAGCCUCGGCCGCAGCACCGCGCGAUACUCUCUCGAGCGCCGGGUGCCCGUAGCAUCGAGCGGAAACGACAGCGCUCCUUCGACUCCUCGCGGGGUGACACUCGAGGACAAGCCCAUGGAUGACUAA
Colletotrichum siamense is the source of this 2574-nucleotide messenger RNA. RefSeq names its product Rho-GTPase-activating protein 8 (gene rga8). The coding region runs from base 1 to 2574 and encodes 857 amino acids. The record is from RefSeq and is a predicted model, not a curated record. The transcript is spliced from 4 exons. NCBI's taxonomy places the organism in Eukaryota, Fungi, Ascomycota, Sordariomycetes, Glomerellales, Glomerellaceae. Gene Ontology annotation, molecular function: GTPase activator activity. Gene Ontology annotation, biological process: cytoskeleton organization; small GTPase-mediated signal transduction. Gene Ontology annotation, cellular component: cell division site; cytoplasm; plasma membrane.